Molecule: messenger RNA, 1985 nt
Organism: Myotis lucifugus (little brown bat)
Lineage: Eukaryota; Metazoa; Chordata; Mammalia; Chiroptera; Vespertilionidae
Gene: TIMM44
Product: translocase of inner mitochondrial membrane 44
Exons: 13
Coding region: 218-1546 (442 amino acids)
Biological process (GO): protein import into mitochondrial matrix
Cellular component (GO): mitochondrial inner membrane
Molecular function (GO): protein-folding chaperone binding
Source: RefSeq, a predicted model, not a curated record
UUGGCGCCUAGGAGAGAAGUAGCGAGGAGAAGGCAGAAACCCGUGACAGCGUGGCUCACGUUUACAUGCCAGCGCCUCCACCGAGGGCACCUCCCGCAUUGCCUCCUGGCCGUCCGAGUGCAGGGGUGGGAGGAAGAGCUUGGCCUUGCUAAGAACUUUGUCCCAGGAGUUGCGGUGGGGGCCAGCGCGUGUAAAUCCACUCAGAAAAUAGAACUUGAUGAUGCUGUUGCUUAUCGCUGUUUCACAGAGAUGCCUCGGCAGUGGCGUCCAGUUUCUGUCCAGCCACAAUCUAGUGCCACUACCCCGUGGUACCUAUCAGAUACGCAGGCCAAAUGGAGAGCUGCCCCUGUUCAAAUCCUAUUCUUCUGGAAACCGAAAAGGCUUUCUCUCCGGCUUGCUAGAUAAUAUCAAACAAGAGUUAGCCAAAAACAAAGAAAUGAAAGAAAGUAUAAAAAAAUUCCGAGAUGAGGCCCGGAAGUUGGAAGAGUCAGAUGCGCUCCAGGAAGCCAGAAGGAAAUAUAAAACCAUUGAAUCCGAAACCGUGCGGACAAGUGAGGUGAUCAAGAAGAAGUUGGGGGCUAUCACCGGCACUGUGAAGGAGAGUCUUGACGAAGUCAGUAAAAGUGACCUUGGCCGGAAAAUCAAGGAGGGUGUGGAGGAAGCAGCCAAGACUGCCAAGCAGUCUGCUGAGUCGGUGUCCAAGGGUGGGGCCUUCAAAGCCUUCUCCCAGGGGGUGGAGUCAGUGAAAAAGGAGAUCGAUGAAAGUGUCCUGGGCCAGACCGGGCCCUACCGCAGGCCCGAACGGCUCAGGAAAAGGAAGGAGUUUGCUGGAGAGAAGUUCAAGGAAGAGAAAGUGUUUGAGCCCAAUGAGGAUGCCCUGGGAGUCGUGCUGCACAAGGACUCCAAGUGGUAUCAGCAGUGGAAGGACUUCAGGGACAACAAUGUGGUGUUCAACCGGUUCUUCGAGAUGAAGAUGAGGUAUGACGAGAGUGACAACACACUCAUCCGGGCCUCCCGUGCACUGACAGAUAAGGUCACAGACUUGCUGGGGGGUCUGUUUUCGAAGACAGAGAUGUCCGAGGUGCUCACGGAGAUCCUACGUGUGGAUCCGGCCUUUGACAAGGAGCGGUUCCUGCAGCAGUGUGAGAAUGACAUCAUCCCCAACGUCCUGGAGGCCAUGAUUUCUGGAGAGCUUGACAUUCUCAAAGACUGGUGCUAUGAAGCUACCUACAGCCAGCUGGCCCACCCAAUCCAGCAGGCCAAGGCGCUGGGCCUCCAGUUCCACUCCCGUAUCUUGGACAUUGACAAUGUCGACCUGGCCAUGGGCAAGAUGAUGGAGCAGGGCCCCGUGCUGAUUGUCACCUUCCACGCCCAGCUGGUGAUGGUGAUCAAGAACGCCAAAGGCGAGGUGGUCGAGGGCAACCCGGACAAGGUGUUACGCAUGCUGUACGUGUGGGCACUGUGCCGGGACCAGGAUGAGCUCAACCCUUAUGCGGCCUGGCGGCUCCUGGACAUCUCCGCUUCCAGUACAGAGCAGGUCCUCUGAGCUUGGCAGCCACAACCGGAGGUUCCAGGCUGUACAUCGCAGGGCAGCUGCACAGGGUGGGAAUGUCCAGCUGUGGCAAUAGACCUCUGGGGACGACUGUCAGCUCUGGACUGCUCUCUGCUAGGGUGGUUGUAGAACCAGCUGGACCGGGAAUGGCCAGCAACUGUAGAGGGCUGCUCCCCACAGUGCCAGCCCCUGAACCCCCCUCUGCUGCUCAGGGGUUGCUGGCAGGGAAAGUCAACAAGGCACACUGGCCAGACAAUGCCAAGAGGAAGAGGCUCUGGCCCAGGGACUCCUCUGGGGACAGGUGGUGGGGCCCACUGGCCAUAUCAUCGAGGCCGUUUUAGCUUCAUUUAAAAAAAAAUUUAACAGUGCCCUUAUUAACCUGUAUGACUGAGAUUUGGAAGUGAUAAUAAAACACCAAAGUGCAGGAGAGCAA